Messenger RNA from Lathyrus oleraceus (garden pea), 603 nucleotides. RefSeq lists its product as uncharacterized. Lineage: Eukaryota; Viridiplantae; Streptophyta; Magnoliopsida; Fabales; Fabaceae. The transcript has 6 exons. The coding region runs from base 1 to 603 and encodes 200 amino acids. The record is from RefSeq and is a predicted model, not a curated record.
AUGUCCAGACCACUGAUUCUUAUUAGUGCAUUAACGUCUAACCAGAAAGUAUGGAAAAUUGUUAUACGUGUUAUCGAUCUAUGGAUUGUGAAGGAGCACAAUGGACUGCAGCAUGUCGAAGCUAUUAUACAUGAUGCAGAGAUUGGCGGGAGUGGCAAAAAGGCCUGCAUCAAUGUUACACUCUCCGAUGAUUGUGGAGCUGAACUAGACGUCACACUUUGGGAGUCGUACGCAAACCAACAUACAUCAUACAUAAAAGACAAUGCUCCCCCAGGUGUUAUACUCACCCAUGAUUGGAGUCUCAAAAGUUUAUCAACUAGGAAGCUCAACGUUUCAAAUGCAUGGAAUGGAUCAAAAUUGCUUCUAAACUAUGACCAUCCCCAAGUCACUGCAUUCAAAUCCAACUUUGAAGAUGGGAAGCCAUAUUCGAUUUCUUCGCAAACAAUGUCUGUCAAUUUUGCAUCACAAACAGCUUUCGAAGAAAGAUCGUUCUCCUUUGUUAAAGAUAUGAAAACUAUUGGCCAGAUCAUGUCUCUUAAGGAUGAUACUUUUUGCAACACGAUAGGUAUGACUAAAAGGUUCAAGUCUAAUCGUUUUGUCUAG